This is a messenger RNA of Suricata suricatta (meerkat), 2161 nucleotides long. It is a transcript of the gene IL34, whose product is annotated as interleukin 34. Gene Ontology annotation, molecular function: macrophage colony-stimulating factor receptor binding; cytokine activity. NCBI's taxonomy places the organism in Eukaryota, Metazoa, Chordata, Mammalia, Carnivora, Herpestidae. Gene Ontology annotation, biological process: positive regulation of monocyte differentiation; positive regulation of cell population proliferation; positive regulation of protein phosphorylation. Bases 550 to 1260 code for a protein of 236 amino acids. The transcript is spliced from 7 exons. The record is from RefSeq and is a predicted model, not a curated record.
UGCAGUGGCCUGCUUUCCCCGCCGUUCCCAUCAGUCGGGAAGCCGGAUUGUGGGCUGGGGGGAGCAGCAACCUCUCUUCUGGCACCUGCGAGUCCUGCUCCUACACUGGAGCCCCCUUAAAAUCAGCAAAGCUCUAGAAGACUGUGUCCUCAUGGGUGAACAGAGCCAGAUUUCACAUUGAGCAGCUGCAGACGGAGAAAUCAGAGAAAGCACAACCCAGCCCCAGAUUCCAAGGGGCCUGCUGGGGACUCUCUCCUCUGCUCUAGAGGGAAAGACCCCGAGGCCGCUGUCUCAGGCCAGGUCCUGGCUGCCAUGGGACUCGCAGCUGCCGCCCCCCCGCUGCCCUCCACACUGCCAGGCAGAUAAGGGCAGGCGCUGCCCCAGGAGUACCUGCCGCCCCCUGCCGGGCUGCUCCUCUGUGGUCAACCCUUUCCCGGCGUUGGGCCACCUUUGCUGACCCGAGGCCAUGUAGGCCCCACCUGGGCCUUUGUGGAUAGACACACUGCUGGGGACACCGCUUCUGCUCUCUGGGGGACACAGCGCACCACCAUGCCCCGGGAAUUCGCCUGGCUGCACUAUCUCGGGAUCCUCCUUGGUAUGGUCUUGGGGAACGAGGGUUUGGAGAUGUGGCCCUUGACCCAGAGGGAGGAGUGUGCAGUCACCGGCUUUCUUCGGGACAAGCUGCAGUACAGGAACCGCCUUCAGUACAUGAAACACUACUUCCCCAUCAACUACAGGGUCAGCGUGCCUUAUGAGGGGGUGCUCAGAAUGGCCAACAUCACCAGGCUGCAGAAGGCUCGGGUCAGCCAGCAGGAGCUGCGGUAUCUGUGGGUCUGGGUGAGCCUCACUGCUACUGAGUCGGUGCAGGAAGUGUUGCUCGAGGGCCACCCAUCCUGGAAGUUCCUGGAGGAGGUACAUACACUGCUGUUGGAUGUCCAGCAAGGCCUCAUGGACACGGAGGUCAGCCCCAAGGUGGAAGACACGGUGUUGCGCCUAAGCGCCCCCAGGCUGAGCCGGAAGCUGGUGCGGCCCAAAGCCCUGCUGGACAACUGCUUCCGGGUCAUGGAACUGCUGUACUGCUCUUGCUGUAAACAAAGUUCCGUCCUCAAUUGGCAGGACUGUGAGGUGCCGAGCCCCCAGCCCCACAGCCCGGAGCCCUCAUCGCAGUGUGCAGCGGCCCAGCUGUACCCUCUGCCCCAGCAGACCCCCAUCCCCCUGCCCCGCUCCACAGGACCCAACACUGGACCCCCGGCUCAGUGAGGCUGCUGAGGGCACAGGGUAGAGGCCUCCUGCCCCGAGUGGCCUGUGGGGUGACCUUGUGGGGUAGCUGGAGGUGCUCUUGCAGGAGUUCGGUGGAGCCUGAGACUUGGCUGGGGGUGGUGGGGGGACCCCUCAGGAGAGGGUUUUUCCUUUGAGGAGAGCUCAGCUUCCUGCAUUCUGUACCUCACACGGUCUCAGCUGGAGCAGCGGGGGCCCAGUGGCCCCUGAAGGUGGACAGAGCUUGUCCCCUCCCUGCACCACCUGGGCUGCCUCGCCUGCCUGAAGGUGGUGCCCGGCGUCUCCCAAGGUCUGCAGGGGCAAGACCCGGGCCAGGUGAGGGGUGGGCGGGCCCGGGGAAGGGGCUGAGCCGGACACCACGUCUUGCCUCAGUGGACGCUCUUCCAGCCCCUCUUCUCUUUUCUAUUAAACACUUGCUUGUUUUGUUGCGGUUUGGUCCAGUUUGCAUCUGCAAGGGUGAACCCCAAGUGCAGGAGGCAGGAGAGGGCCUGGUCCAGCCCUGGGGCCUGGGUCUGAAGAUCUGGAUUUGGAAGGGAUGAAGCCUUAGUCUGCGGGCCUGGAAAUGGUGUUUGAGGGAGUGAGUUUCUUCCAGACCUGCCCGAAAUCUCAGCGAGACGGAUGUGGCCGAGGGUGUCAGGCUGACCGUUCUCAAGCCUCCUGGCCACCCUCCCGGCUCCCUCAGGCUGUCCAGGACAGCUGCCCGCAGGAACAGAGCGGAGGUAUUCAAAGGCGCAGGCCCUGACACAGGACCUGGCCACCUGCCCUUGCCCCCGGCCGGUAUCUGGGAUGGAGAAGGGCCGGGGUGCCAGGGCGGGGCAGGUGAGCAGGGUGGAGGAAGCCAGGCGGAGGCGGGGAUGUUAAUUACAGUACAACUUUAUUAAUA